UCACUCUCGAAACCUCAACCAGUGCAGAGACCACGACUGAAACAGUGACUACAACAUCAACUCCAGAACCAACAAGUUCAACAGCACAAACAACUGCAAGCAGCUCCGCUUCAAUAUCAGCAGUGGAAUCGACAACAGCUUCAACAACACAGGGCUCUACUUCAACUGCAGAAACAUCAACUGCAAGUACAGUGACCACUACUGGAGUACCAAGUUCUACGUCAAUUGCUGCAUCCACCAGUACAGCUGAAUCAACAACUACAAGCAGUUCCACUACAACCCCUGCAGCUGAAUCCACGACAACCGAAACAACACAAGCGGCUACAACAACUGAAACAUCAACUGCAAGUACAGAGACAACCACUGCACUGGCAACAUCGUCAGCAACUCUUGCAUCAACUACCACAUCUGGUGCAACAAGCACCGUGACUUCCACUCCAGCAUCGACAAGCAUCUCAACAUCACCGCUCACGACCAGUG
Chiloscyllium plagiosum (whitespotted bambooshark) is the source of this 480-nucleotide messenger RNA. Lineage: Eukaryota; Metazoa; Chordata; Chondrichthyes; Orectolobiformes; Hemiscylliidae. The record is from RefSeq and is a predicted model, not a curated record.